AUGGAGCAUGUGAAGGUCGUCCUGGACCAGCUUCUAGAUAAUCACUUAUACAUCAAAGCAGAGAAAUGUGAAUUUCAUGUGCCACAAAUUGCAUCCUUGGGAUAUGUGAUCAAUGCUGAGGGAGUCAGUAUGGCUCAAGACAAAGUAUCAGCAGUGACAACAUGGCCUACCCCCACAACUGUGAAGGAGCUCCAGCAAUUCCUAGGUUUUGCCAACUUUUACAGGCACUUCAUCCAGAGCUUCAGCACCUUUGCUUCGCCCCUCAUGGCCCUGCUAAAAAAAGGGCCUAAACACCUCCAGUGGAACCCAGUGGCAGAGACAGCAUUUGCCCAGCUCAAGUCUGCCUUCACCUCGGCCCCCAUUUUCAAACACCCUGACCUCAUGAAGCCCUUCAUCAUGGAAGUAGACACAUCUGAAUCAUGGGUGGGGGCAGUACUCUUACAACGCUUUGGGGAGAAAGCCAAGUUACAGCCAGUAACAUUCUUUUCUAGAAAACUCACACCAGCAGAGCAGAACUAUGACAUUGGGAACUGGAAACUCUUGGCCAUCAAGCUAGCCUAA
Neoarius graeffei (lesser salmon catfish) is the source of this 561-nucleotide messenger RNA. RefSeq lists its product as uncharacterized. The record is from RefSeq and is a predicted model, not a curated record. The transcript has a single exon. NCBI's taxonomy places the organism in Eukaryota, Metazoa, Chordata, Actinopteri, Siluriformes, Ariidae. Bases 1 to 561 code for a protein of 186 amino acids.